GAUGUCUAAUCUAAGUUUAAUGUUAAACAGGAUAUGGAUUGGGUACCUACGUAUGCUAAAACCCACACGGACAAUCAAGGGAAUUGGGUUGAUCCGGUUGCUGAACAAAAUUACCGGAACAUACAACAGGCCACAAGUCAAUGGAGCGGUGAGGGUCCGCCAAUUGCCCCGUAUCAGGAAGCGUUGGGUGAGCGGCGAGGAUGGUACCGCGGGAUGGGGCCUAAACCUUCUUCCAACACGUCCUCGCACUCGUCAUCUAACAUGUCGUCUUCGCAAGCUCGGACGCAAGAACCCUUUUCCGAGGAUUUUGUUAACAGCUUGUUCCAAACCCCGUCAUUUUUGAACCAACUUAACAACUAUCUUGCUUCACAAGGAAAAGGAAAAGGAAAAGGAAAGUCAAAAGACUACGAUUCUGACAACUUAUUCGAUAAUGAAUCCGACGAUGAACCCAACGAUGAACCCAACGAUAACGAUGACGAUGAGUGA
This is a messenger RNA of Helianthus annuus (common sunflower), 486 nucleotides long. RefSeq lists its product as uncharacterized. Bases 34 to 486 code for a protein of 150 amino acids. Lineage: Eukaryota; Viridiplantae; Streptophyta; Magnoliopsida; Asterales; Asteraceae. The transcript has 3 exons. The record is from RefSeq and is a predicted model, not a curated record.